Molecule: messenger RNA, 507 nt
Organism: Colletotrichum godetiae
Lineage: Eukaryota; Fungi; Ascomycota; Sordariomycetes; Glomerellales; Glomerellaceae
Exons: 3
Coding region: 1-507 (168 amino acids)
Source: RefSeq, a predicted model, not a curated record
AUGAAUGCGGCUGCUUCUCUCUACUUCGCACACUUCCCCAUCCCGAGUCGAGCUUUUCGCUUGGCGUGGGCUGCUCCGUCCCAGCUUUCGAAGCUCACCUCUUCAAUCCAAACCGUCACGUCACCCACCUCAACCCACAAAAAGCAACAUCAACAAAAGUCAAAAACAUACAACACCAGGUAUUCGCUUGUCGUCACCGACCCAACUACUGAUCCGGCCCUCAUUGGCUUAUCUAUGGGAGAGCGGACGGGAUCCCGAGUUUUCCAAUGGGACGAGGGCAUCGUGAUACUCAAGUCGCCAGACACCAACACCAAGCGGAUGCAGUCACAACCCGCACUCGUGCGAAUUAUAGAAGUUGACUGGAAUACGACUCACCGUGAUCCCUACGUCUUGAGAUGGUUCUGCUUUCCAUUAGCCGUGCUGGAAUACUCUGUAAAGAACCACGGUCUGGCGAUGACUGCGGCCUCUGCUCGCAUGGGCUUCCGCCAUACUGAAAAUAGGCAUUGA